AUGUUUCUCAUUUUCCUUCUAUAAUAGCCCCCACAGCACCUCAUUUGUCUUAAAUGAGAUAAAAUACCAGCAAUAGAUAACAAUAAGCAGGUGAAAACAAAUCAAAUAGUGCAGGUAAAUAGUAUCUUAUGCCCCUAUGUAGCAUCUUCUUGCAACUUAGUCACCCAGAUUUGCAUGGGAGCAUGUGCCCAAGAGCAAAGGCAAUUGCAGAACAAACAUGGCUCUUAAAUCCAUAGGUUUAUCAUUACAAAGCUACGUGGUGCUUUUGAAGGAAUGGCCAAUGGCUUUCUCAUGGAAGUAUGCGUUGAUUCAGUGGAAUCUGCUGUGAAUGCAGAAAGAGGAGGUGCUGGCCGCCUUGAAUUGUGUGCCAAUCUGAUGGAAGGAGGAACUACGCCUAGUAUAGGGCUUCUGCAAGUGAUGAAGCAGUAUAUACGGGUGCCCAUAUUUGUGAUGAUCCGGCCCCGUGGUGGGGACUUCCUCUAUUCUGACCGGGAAGUGGAGGUGAUGAAGGCCGACAUUCGACUUGCCAAGCAACAUGGGGCUGAUGGGCUGGUGUUCGGAGCCUUGACUGAGGAUGGGCGUGUGGACACAGAGCUCUGCACAGCGUUGCUGGCUGCUUCCCGCCCUCUGCCGGUUACCUUCCACAGAGCUUUUGACAUGGUCUAUGACCCUCUGGCAGCCUUGGAAACACUGAUAUCGAUGGGUUUCGAGCGAGUGCUGACUAGUGGCUGUGAUAGCUCUGCCUUGGAGGGGCUGCCCUUGAUAAAGCGGCUGACAGAUCAGGCUAAGGGCAGGAUUGUUGUAGUGCCAGGGGGAGGCAUAACUGAGAGGAACCUCCAGAGAAUCCUCGAAGGCUCCGGUGCUUCUGAGUUCCACUGCUCGGCGCGCUCAGCCAGCGACUCAGGCAUGAAGUUCAGAAACCCCAGCGUUACCAUGGGGGCCUACCUCUCUACACCUGAAUAUUCCCACAAGGUGGCGGAUGUGGCUAAAGUGAGGAACCUGAAUGCAAUUGCAAAGAAUAUCCUGUAGAACAAGAUUCUGUGGGACAGGAAGACCCAAUGCCCUGCAACCUGCCCAGCCCUUAGGCAUAGACAUUUCUACAGCAUCCUUCCCAGUGCUUAAAAGGACAUGGGCCCAUCAAAUGAAGAAGCCUUUACUUGUUUUUCCUCCUAUUCCCACUUCCUGGUCUUGCUCCACAGGGCCUUUCCCUUAAAUGUUGUGAAUGCCAUUCAUCUGUGGGGAACAAGCUGUGGGGAGGGAUGGUGCUUAGCUAUAGGGGCACUCACCAUUAGGCCACACUCCCUGUGACUAUCGUGUCUCAAAUAAACCCUAAAGCCACUCCAUGUCGCUGUAGCUCAUCUUCACGCAGAGACCAUGGCAAGGUAUUGCACUUCUUCAGAAAGAACCAUGCCAGGGUUGUGUCCUGGCCUGGGGAGGGCAUCUGGUAAGUGUUUCAGGCGGGCAGCAGGGGUGAGUGUGCUGAGGAUUGCAAGCUUUCUUCUUCCCAGUCCUGUUUCACUGAAAUGGAGGUCUUUGCCUCUUUGGAAUACAGGGAUCAAGCUGAGCUCUGCUCAAGAAAUUCUGCAAGAGUUGGGAGAUCUUUUCCUUAUGCAGAAUGGACAGGUUAGGGAGCAACAAUAACGUGGGAGAACAGUGCCACAGAAUUUGUCUACAAAACGUGUUUAAUGGACUUGGAAACGGUCAAGUUCUGGGUCCUGUCACACAUAGGGCAGGAAAGAGAGUGGAGUGAGGGUUGCCCUAAAAACAAAAUAUCUUGCCCUUGCAGCAUUUGCUUCCAUUUUUCAGAGAAUCAUAUUUAUUGUUGGUUAAAUUUUGAAACAGUUAGUUCUCUGGGUGGUGCACAAAUAAAUAAAAUACAAAGUAAAACCCACACAAUAACAGAUAAAACAGCACAGGAUAAAACCAAAAUAAAAGCAACAACAGCGGAUAAAAUAAUGCAAAAAUCUAAAAACACUAAAAAAAAUCAAUCUAAAAAGCCCAGAAAAAUAAAAAGGACCUCACUAGGUGCUUAGAAAAGAGCAUAAUGUGGAUGGUAGGUGAGCUUAUCUGGGAAGGAAAUUCCACAGGCAGGGCGCCACCACUAAAAAGGCCCUCUUUCUUGAAGCUACCCACCUUAACCUGUUUUGUUGGGGAACCUGGAGGAGGGCCUCAGACUUGGACCCAGGUAGGUAAAUAUGAGAAGAGAACAUCCAUCAGAUAACGUCGCCCCAAGCCAUUGAAGCUUUAACGUUUAAAACUUGCAUUUUGAAUUGGGCCUGGAAACAGACUGGUAGCCUUUGCAGAUGGCAAAGUACUGGCGUGAUAUAUAGCAUAAUAUAUAAGACUAUAUGUAUAUAUACACACACAUACAUAUAUCUCAAGGAGAGGAUAGCUCCUCAGGUGAGUUACUACAAGAUAUCAUCUUGAGGAUCCGAGGAGGGUCAGAGAAGUUCAGGAAACCUUUGUGUUUUCAUCUGACUCAGGUUAGGGGAGUUUCGGAGAUUCAAAGCCAAAUGCUAGUGUAAGUCUUACAUUGCAAAAAACAAUGAUGUUGUUUCUGUUGCUCAUUGAAAUCUAAAACUUCCUGCUCCCUUUAUACAAAGGGGGACCUUGGGAAAGGGGAAUAUUGAUGCAAUAGCCUGACAUACAUACAAAGUCAUAGUGAAGGAAUUACCCCAUCCCAUGGGACAACUACACAUUGGUCAUGUUCUACAUCUCAAUGCAAGAAUGAGCUGGGGACAAGAUUGCUGAGCACUGUGGAAAAGUAAUCUUCAUUCUCUUGUUUUCCUGUUCUCUAGGGUUGCAUGUUUAGCUCCUGAUUUUUAUCUGAAUGCUGCCCUAUAGUACAGGGGCAUUUGAUUAUCUAAUAAUUAACUGUGAGGGACUUAAAUUGCUUCUUCUAUGGACAUUGGACUCUUUUGUCAGGACUGAAUCACAGUUGCUUAUGGAAUUACUGAUUGCAUAAAGAAUGAGACAGCAGAA
Messenger RNA from Elgaria multicarinata webbii, 2982 nucleotides. RefSeq names its product cutC copper transporter (gene CUTC). Lineage: Eukaryota; Metazoa; Chordata; Lepidosauria; Squamata; Anguidae. The record is from RefSeq and is a predicted model, not a curated record. Gene Ontology annotation, molecular function: copper ion binding. The coding region runs from base 274 to 1029 and encodes 251 amino acids. The transcript is spliced from 9 exons.